Molecule: messenger RNA, 2236 nt
Organism: Cricetulus griseus (Chinese hamster)
Lineage: Eukaryota; Metazoa; Chordata; Mammalia; Rodentia; Cricetidae
Source: RefSeq, a predicted model, not a curated record
AUUCGAAUCUGGGCUCGGCCCAGUGCCAUCGAUGAGGGCCAUGGUGAUUAUGCCCUGAAUGUGACAGGCCCCAUCCUAAACUUCUUUGCCCAACAUUAUAAUACAUCCUACCCUCUAGAAAAGUCUGACCAGAUUGCCUUGCCUGACUUCAACGCUGGAGCCAUGGAGAACUGGGGGCUAGUGACCUACCGUGAGAGUGCCCUGCUCUAUGAUCCUCUGUCCUCCUCCAUCGGCAACAAGGAGCGGGUGGUCACCGUGAUUGCUCAUGAGCUGGCCCAUCAGUGGUUCGGUAACCUGGUGACAGUGGCCUGGUGGAAUGACCUGUGGCUGAACGAGGGCUUUGCCUCCUAUGUGGAAUAUCUGGGUGCUGAUUACGCAGAGCCCACCUGGAGUCUGAAAGACCUCAUAGUGCAGAAUGAAGUGUAUCGUGUGAUGGCCGUGGACGCACUCGCCUCCUCCCACCCGUUGUCCAGCCCUGCUGACGAGGUCAACACACCAGCCCAGAUCAGUGAGCUGUUUGACAGCAUCACCUACAGCAAGGGAGCUUCGGUCAUUAGGAUGCUGUCUAGUUUCCUGACAGAGGACCUGUUCAAGAAGGGACUUUCAUCUUAUCUCCAUGCCUUCGAAUACUCAAACACUGUUUAUCUGGACCUGUGGGAGCACCUGCAGAAGGCCGUGGAUGCACAGACAACAAUUAAACUCCCAGCCCCCGUGCGCACCAUUAUGGACCGCUGGAUUCUACAGAUGGGCUUUCCUGUUAUCACUUUGGACACCACUACAGGAGAAAUUUCCCAGGAACACUUCCUCCUUGACCCCCAGUCCAAUGUCACCCGCCCCUCAGAGUUUAACUAUAUUUGGAUCGUGCCCAUUCCGUAUCGCAAAGGUGAAACACAGCAGCAGCAGGAGGCUCACUACUGGCUGGAAACCCAGAAAUCCCAGAAUAAUGCCUUCAAGACCUCUGGGAAUGACGAGUGGGUCUUGCUGAACCUUGGUGUGACAGGCUACUACCAGGUGAACUACGAUGAAGGCAACUGGAAGAAGAUUCAGAAUCAGCUGCAAACAAACCUUUCUGCUAUCCCUGUCAUCAAUCGUGCACAGAUUAUCCAUGACUCCUUCGACCUGGCCAGUGCUCAAAAGGUGAACAUCACAUUGGCGCUGGACAAUACCCUCUUUCUCCAGAAAGAAACUGAGUACAUGCCCUGGGAGGCCGCCCUGAGCAGCCUCAACUACUUCAAGCUCAUGUUUGACCGCUCGGAGGUCUAUGGCCCCAUGAAGAGUUACCUGAAGAAGCAAGUCACGCCCCUCUUCGAAUACUUCAAAAAUUAUACCAACAACUGGGCCAACCUCCCACCAACACUGAUGGAACAGUACAAUGAAGUUAAUGCCAUCAGCACAGCUUGCUCUAGUGGUCUCAAAGAGUGCAAGGACCUGGUUUCUGGGCUUUAUAGUCAUUGGAUGAGCAACCCUAACAAUAACCCGAUCCACCCCAACCUUCGGUCUACUGUUUACUGCAACGCCAUUUCUUUUGGUGGCGAGGAAGAGUGGAACUUUGCCUGGGAACAGUUCCGGAAUGCCACUCUGGUAAAUGAGGCAGACAAACUCCGAGCAGCCCUGGCCUGUAGCAAAGACGUGUGGAUUUUGAACAGGUACCUGAGCUACACUCUGAAUCCUGACUACAUCCGGAGGCAGGAUGCCACCUCCACCAUCAUCAGCAUUGCCAGUAAUGUGGCCGGGCAAACUCUGGUUUGGGAUUUUGUCCGAAGCAACUGGAAGACACUCUUUGAGAAUUAUGGAGGAGGAUCUUUCUCCUUUGCCAAUCUCAUCCAAGGAGUGACCAGGCGCUUCUCCACCGAAUUCGAGCUGCAGCAGCUGGAGCAGUUUAAGGAGGAGAACAAAGACACAGGCUUUGGCUCAGGCACUCGGGCUCUGGAGCAAGCCCUGGAGAAGACGAAAGCCAACAUCAAGUGGGUGAAGGAGAACAAGGAGGUGGUGCUCCAGUGGUUCACUCAAAACAGCCAGUAGAUCCUGGCCCUGAGAGCCACUCGACUCCGUGGGACACCGACGACUAGCUCAGCAGCCUGUUCAGGCUCUCUGUCCUCAGAGCUCCAGACACCAGCAUCCUACUCUCAAAGAUCCUGUGGAGCCACCCUAGCUUCUAACUGUCAGGCUGCUCUGGCACCUCCCAGCCCUUGCCUCUCGUGCCAACUCUGCCCCAGGCCCAGGCCUCUGGGGCUGA